This is a messenger RNA of Corylus avellana, 2225 nucleotides long. NCBI's taxonomy places the organism in Eukaryota, Viridiplantae, Streptophyta, Magnoliopsida, Fagales, Betulaceae. The record is from RefSeq and is a predicted model, not a curated record.
AAUACCAUGGGAGCAACCCAUGGUUUCUCUCCGGUAGAAGAAAAAAACCCCAUGGUUUCGUCUCUCUCCCUGUGAAACCUGACUAUUUAUUCGUACUUUUUCUUACCCUUUUUUGGCCUUCUCUCUUUCCUUAAUUUUCUCGCAUUCUAAACAGGCCAUUCUGGUUUCUUGGCUAACCUAAAUUGUAUUUUUGGUGGUUUAGGUUGGUUCUGGAUCUCUGAAUUUAUUACUGGAAUUUAUCUGAUAUUAUUAUUUGAGGAAGGUUUCUAGGGUUCUCUGUCCAUUGCUGUUGAUGGGUAUGACUCGUAGAUUCGCACUUCUUUUGUGGGUUCGUUUGUUUUGAUCGUUUUGAUGCUCCUUCAUCAUUUCUCUGUCCAGAAGAACUGAAGCAUCAAACUUCCUCCCACCCAACUCUUUCUCUCACGACACACUCUGUUACACACAUGGCCGCCAUGUUUUCACGAAUGCUCAGCUCCAAGCUUCCAAAAUCAUCCCAUUUAUUCCCAUCAUCCACCACCUCUUUCAUCGUCUCCUCUAAUCCUCAAAACUCCUAUUUCAAACCCUUCUCGUGCCUCUACGCUCAAUACUUCAAUUCUGCAUCAUCACAAUCCCCACCAAAAACACUCUCAAACCCAAAUUUCAAUUUCUUCAUUGCGCCUUCCACAAAGUCCUCCAAAUCUCGUGAUCCAUCACACCCAAAACCCCAAAGUUUCCAUCUUGGUUCCGCUGGAUCAUACCCAAGUUCGGUUAUGAGUUCACAAAACUCUCGCCUUUAUUUGUUGCCAAAUGAAAAACUCACAGAUAGUUUACCCCUAGUUAACCCUUUGGUUGGUGCAAAACCCAUUGGUUCCAAUCUUAGUUUGAUACGGCCAUGUUCAAGUUCUUGUACCAAGUUCAACAGUUUUGACCUUUAUUGGUUUUCUAGAGGAAAACCCAGAUUUUAUUCUACCUCUGAUUCAUCCUCAGAAUCUGAGAAACCCCAAAAUCCUAGUAACUACCCAAGUCAAAACCCCGAUUUCAAGCACCAAGAAAUUGAGGGACCAACGGUAGACCGUGACCUCUCGGCUUUGGCCAAUGAGACCCGGGAAGUUCUUGAAAGGAUGAUGAAGACCAUCUAUGGUUUAAGUAAAGCUGUGGCCAUUCUGGGUCUGGUUCAGCUUGGCCUUGGAGCUUGGAUUGCUUACAUUACCAAGUCCUCACCUUUUUCUGAGGUUUCAAUUCAAAGCGCUGUGGCAUUUGGGUUUCCAUUUGCAUUGGCCUUCAUGUUAAGGCAAUCCUUGAAGCCAAUGUACUUCUUUAAGAAGAUGGAGGAGCAAGGUAGGUUGCAGAUUUUGACCCUGACUCUCCAGGUUGCUAAGAAUUUGAAUAUCUUCUUCGUUCGAGUUCGCGGGGUUACUUUCAUGUGUAUUGCCGGCUUGUCAAUUGGAUUUUUGUUCACUCUGCUAUCAAGAUGACUUAGCUUUGUUCUAAAGAUUCAUUAAAUAAUGAUAUAGAUUUAAGUGGGAUUUUUGUUUUCACGUUUGAUUUUCCUAGGAGGUUAUAUGCUUUUGUUUCAUUCUGUACCAAUUUUGCUUAUAAGCAAUCAGUAUUUUCUUAUUUCAAGAAUUAGUCCAAUGGCCACUUUAAAUUUGAUUGCUAUCAAAAUGUUAUCUAUGUAUUUAUAUAAAGCUCACAUGUUAAAGUUGAGCCAAUGAGCUAUGGCUUUCUUUCCACCAUAAGAAAGGGCUGGAGGGUGAGGUUGAGAUUUUAAGAACCAUCAGGUGCCUGAUUUAGUAUGGCAAAGUUUACUUGGGAAGAGGUAACCUAAUAGCAGUUGGUAGAAGAGUAUCUUCUUACCCAUUACUUCAGGAGUCAUUGCCUUGACGACAAAUAUAUUUCAGUGUUAACAUGGUUAUGACUGCUAGCUAUUGUGCCAUGUAUCAAUUAUUCAUUUGAUUUUCUUUGAGUAAUCAGAUUUUACUGCUAGAAAAUAGGUCAUUGGUUGUAGUAGCGAGGCAGUUAUGGCUGUGUACUUGAAGUUGCAGAGACUUGAGGGAAGAUUUCAUUCAAAUGGGAAAGAAAAAUGCACAUACCAGUUCUUCCUAGGAUGCAUUUGAGCAGUUGAUUGGGUUAUCUAAGAGGCAUGUUUGAAAACACUUAUUGUGUAAUAAUGUAGUAUUGGAAUUUCUUAAUUCAUAGUUUUUCAUGGAUUUGAAUACCAAUAUAUUUCCUAGAUGUUCUUGAUG